This is a messenger RNA of Oryzias latipes (Japanese medaka), 1294 nucleotides long. RefSeq names its product adenylate kinase 6 (gene ak6). The record is from RefSeq and is a predicted model, not a curated record. NCBI's taxonomy places the organism in Eukaryota, Metazoa, Chordata, Actinopteri, Beloniformes, Adrianichthyidae. Gene Ontology annotation, cellular component: cytoplasm; nucleus. Gene Ontology annotation, molecular function: ATP binding; ATP hydrolysis activity; AMP kinase activity.
GUCAUCCCCACUUUUUAAACACAAAUAUUCAAGGUUUUAUAUCGACCACUGGGGUAUUUCAGAUGUAGCUUCUUCUUCUUUUUUAUUCUUUACUUAAUCGACCCUUGAUCAAGAGCAUGACUCGUGCUUCUGUAUGAUGAGGAGAACAUAUUCUAUUCUAUUCUAUCCAUUCUAUUCUAUUACAAUUCAAACAAACAGAACCUCGGAAACAAAACCUUACGCAAACAGAUUUUCAUGCAAGCAGAAACUCUUAAAACAACAAUGUCUACAGCUAAACCUGAAUAAAUACUGGAUGGAUUUAGAAAAAGCUGGUUUCUUCCACGGCGUCAUUCUGAACUCCGUCCACUAGGGGGCAAUAGAACACAGCCCGCUGAUUGCUGACAGUCAAUCAGAAGCAGAAAUAAGAGGCACGCGGCUCCCUGCGCGGUCCUCGUGUUUGUUAUUCGCAUCCUGGAUCCUCUACUGAGCAGAACUCUGUUUUUUGUUUGGGAUUCUUUCUUUAACGAAACCUCGUGGUACUGGGAGAAGCUGUUGUGUUGUUCGGGUGGGCUCUGUCGUCAUCGUGACACGUGGACAGGAUGACGAAGCGGCCAAACAUUCUGCUGACUGGAACCCCCGGUGUGGGGAAGACCACUCUUGGGAAGGAGCUCUCCAGUCGCACUGGACUGACCUACGUGAACGUGGGGGACCUGGCACAGGAAGGACAGCUGUAUGACGGCUUUGAUGAAGACUACCAGUGCCCCAUCCUGGAUGAAGACAGGGUUGUGGAUGAGCUGGAGGAUAAGAUGGAGGAAGGCGGUGUGAUCGUGGACUACCACGGCUGUGACCUGUUCCCCGAGCGCUGGUUCCACAUCGUCUUUGUCCUGCGGACAGACAACACCCAGCUGUACAACCGGCUGGAGGCCAGGGGUUACACGGGAAAGAAGCUGCAGGACAACGUACAGUGUGAGAUCUUCCAGACCAUCUUGGAGGAGGCCAUGGAGGCGUACAGCGAGGACAUCGUCCACCAGCUGCCCAGCAACAGUCCCGAGGACCUGGAGAGGAACCUGGAGCAGAUGAGCCAGUGGGUGGAGCAGUGGAUAAAAGACCACAACUAGACUGACCUCUGGGUUUUAUCCGUGUGGUUAAAGACUUUAGAGAAGGGGGUGGACGCCCUCUGCUUUGGACCUUUCCCUUCAUGAGGCCGUCAUGCUCAGUCGGUUGAGUCUCAGCAGCAGCAGAAGCUCCUCAGGCCGGUGUGGAGCAGGGUUGUCCAUCAGACUCGUGUUACAUAAUAAAGGACUGGAAGAACUCC